Molecule: messenger RNA, 762 nt
Organism: Monoraphidium neglectum
Lineage: Eukaryota; Viridiplantae; Chlorophyta; Chlorophyceae; Sphaeropleales; Selenastraceae
Exons: 5
Coding region: 1-762 (253 amino acids)
Source: RefSeq, a predicted model, not a curated record
AUGGCCCCAUCCCUCGCUGCAGCGAAGCAGCGGCCCGUGCAGCGUCGCCGUCGGCAGCCGCCGCUGGCGCGCCGCUGCCGUCGCCGCCGCCGCAUGGGGAAGGGCACGCACGCACGCACGCUCACCACCUCUUCUGCCGCGCAGGCCCUGGUCGAGACUGCCAUGCUGGCGGCCGUGUCCGGCCUGGCGUUCCUGCUGUCCACCCUGCUGAAGCUCGACUCCUCCCUGGGCUACUUUUUGCCGCUGCCCAUCGUGAUCGCCGCGUGCCGCGCGGGGCCGGGGGCGGGCUGGAACACGAUGAUGGCGACGUCCUUCCUGCUGCUCGUGCUGCUGGGCCCGCUGCGGGCGGUAACGUACGUGCUGAUGCACGGCAUGACAGCGGCUGCCCUGGGCACCCUGUGGGUCUGGCGCUGGCCGUGGGCCGCGUCGGUGCUGGCGGGCAGCGUGCUGCGGAUGGCGGGCCAGAUGGGGUACCUGCUGCUGAGCAGUUUCACGAUGAACGAGAACCUGUUCGCGGUCAUGGUGGCCAACGUGCACAACCUGAUGGACCGCCUGUCAGCCAGCAUCGGGGCGAGCGGCGCGCCGUCUGACAUGGCCAUCGUGUGCAUGAUCUUCGCGCUGCUGCUGGUCAACGCGGUCUGCUACAACUUCCUGAUGCACGUCAUCGGGCACAUCGCGCUGAGGGCCAUGGGCUACGACGUGGGGCGCCUGCCCGGCUUCAUGAAGCGUUAUCUCUAUGGCAGCGCCCCCACUCAGCAGUAG